Molecule: messenger RNA, 2201 nt
Organism: Cornus florida
Lineage: Eukaryota; Viridiplantae; Streptophyta; Magnoliopsida; Cornales; Cornaceae
Product: probable serine/threonine-protein kinase PBL1
Exons: 5
Coding region: 248-1879 (543 amino acids)
Biological process (GO): protein phosphorylation
Molecular function (GO): protein kinase activity; ATP binding
Source: RefSeq, a predicted model, not a curated record
CUCUUUAAAAGCUUCUCGGUACCUUUUCCUUCGCUUUCAUUUAACUUCUUUGAAGGGUUCUUUGUUCAUUAUAUCAAAAUUCAACUACUACAACAGAUUUCAAAUUCAGAGCUUGGUGUUGGGUAAUUGUUACAUGCCAUCAAAGUUCAAAGCUUGUCCGCAAAGAGCUCGAUAACAGCUGAAGUUGCAGAGACCAUUGUUGUCAGGAAAAGACAAAGCCUGUUUGCAGCUUAAUUUUCAACAUAAAAUGGGUUGUUUCACAGUUCUCAAGAGUAAGAAGAAAAAAUCCGAGCAGGCUAAUUAUAUCAAACCUGUCAACCAUCAUGAACAUACAUCUGCUACACUGCCUGAACCGAAACAUACCCGAACUUUGCAUUCUGCACCCCCAAGUUUUAUAAUCAGGGAGAGAUCUGUUCAGCCAAUUAAUAGUGUAAAGAACAGAAUGCGGUUGUUGUCUGCCCCAUCGAGCUUCAAUUCCCCAGGACAGGAUGAUCUCUUAUCAGUUGAAUGUGAGGAACAGGAAGAGUCUAAAGGUCGCGUUGGAUCAAUGAAGGAACACCGAACCCCGAGUCCACAACCCCUUCCCCUUCCUUCACCACAGAGUGCUGCUGUUCUGAAGCCUAUGGGAAGCUUUAAUUUGGGGAAUGCUAAUGGCCCUCUUAAGGCUUACGGACCACAGCCGCUGCCAUCUUUGGGAGCACACAGGAACUUCUCAUGUGAAGAAAUCACUACUGCCUGCCACAAUUUCUCUCCUAAACAAUGUGUGUCAGAAGGUCAUUAUUCCGCAAUGUAUAGAGCUUCCUUUGGGGACGAUGCUUCUGGCUCAAAAAGGCUUGAGGCUACUGUUACUCGCCUUCAACCCUCUACCCAGGGUUUGAGGGAAUUCAUAAAUGAGGUGAAUACUCUUGCAUCAUUGCAAAAUCCCUACCUCUGUAAAUUGCUUGGUUUUCAUGCUUGUGAGGGAUCAAAGCAAAGGAUGUUGGCUUACGAAAGGCUUUUCCAUGGAAGCUUAGACCAGCUUUUGUGUGGGAGUUCAGAUGGCCCCUUCAUUGAUUGGAAUGCCAGAAUGAAAGUUGCUUUAUGUGCAGCGCAAGGUCUCACUUUCUUGCAUGAGGAAGGGCCAUUCCAGGUGAUGUUCAGUGAUUUUUCAACUGCCAAUAUACAGAUCGACAGAGAUUUUAGCGCAAAGCUUUCAGGAUAUGGUUGCAUUAACCACAUUCCAGAAACAGAGAUAUCAAAUAGUUUGGCAUUGGAAAAUCAGUCAUUGGAGACACUGGGGAGAGGGUUGCUCACUCCCAAGAGCAAUGUUUGGAGUUUUGGGAUUGUGCUUCUUGAACUGCUCACUGGCAGGAAGAAUCUCGACAGCCACCAUCCAAAGGAAGAAAGGAACCUAGUUAAAUGGAGCCGACCUUUCCUAGCUGAUGAUUGUAGACUGUGGCUAAUCAUGGAUCCUCAGCUAAAAGGCCGAAUCCCACCCAAAGCAGCCCGGACAGUGGCUGACAUUGCUCAAAGAUGUCUUCAGCAGGAUCCAUCAGAAAGGCCCACAAUGAGAAAUGUUGUUAAGCAUCUCAAAACCAUACAGGACAUGAAGUAUUCCUGCUUGUUUCCACUGCAAGAGCCAGGAGCAGUUGCCCGGAAAUAUAUGUCAAGAUCACCGAGCCUAAAUGGUGUUGUUGGUACCCUGGAGUCCAGGUCAAGUUUCUCUCCACCUACUCCAGCAACCAGACGAUUGAUUUAUCCAUCUAGGCCACUUGCAAGACCCUUGUCUCUUCCCCCUCAAACUUGUUCCUCCGCCCUUUCUUUGGUGGAAAUGGAUCGACAGAAAAUUCGAAAAUCAUCAUUAUCAACUGUUCAAAGGGCUACUAUUGAAGGAUUUUAAUUGUUAAUAGAGAGAAAUUUUUUCAUUUAUUAUUAUUUUUUAAAAUUAUGUUUUUUUUUGUUUUUUGUUUUUGUUCUAAAUGAUGUAAAGUUUAGCUGAUGCAAUUUUCCCACCUUCCAUUCGCGAGGAAUUUAAUUCGUGGGAUGAUGUUUUUGUAGAUAAAUUGUUUCCUUGUGUUAGUUCCCGCAAUGAUCCAGUCGUAUAUUACUGCUGAGGAGACACUCUCUCUGUGAUGAGUAAUUAUAGCAAUUUGAGGAACAAUAAAGAGAGUAAUGUUGGAUGUAUAAAAUGUGUGCAUUGCUUAUCCUUUUUCUUUCUUUCA